This is a messenger RNA of Phaethon lepturus (White-tailed tropicbird), 1125 nucleotides long. It is a transcript of the gene CPA6, whose product is annotated as carboxypeptidase A6. The record is from RefSeq and is a predicted model, not a curated record. Gene Ontology annotation, biological process: proteolysis. The annotation marks the transcript as partial. The transcript is spliced from 9 exons. Lineage: Eukaryota; Metazoa; Chordata; Aves; Phaethontiformes; Phaethontidae. Gene Ontology annotation, molecular function: zinc ion binding; metallocarboxypeptidase activity.
GUGGACCUGUGGCAGCCCAGCAGCCCUUUCCACAUCGUCGAAGGUACGGUCACCGACGUGCGAGUACCACAGAACACGUCCCGAAGUCUGCUACCCUACCUCCAGCAAGCAAACAUCCAGUACACGAUUCUCAUAUCAGACCUACAGAAAGCGAUAGAAAACCAAACUGGACUGAGAUCAUCUAGGAAUCGAAGGUCCCUCUCUGGGUAUAACUACGAGGUGUAUCACUCCCUGGAAGAAAUCCAGGGUUGGAUGCAUCAUCUGAAUAAAACUCAUUCAGAUCUUGUUCAUAUGUUCUCUGUUGGACAAUCCUAUGAAGGGAGGCCACUCUUUGUACUCAAGUUAGGUAAAAGGUCACGGCCCUACAAGAAAGCUGUCUGGAUAGACUGUGGGAUUCACGCAAGAGAGUGGAUUGGCCCUGCCUUUUGCCAGUGGUUUGUGAAAGAGGCUCUUCAGACAUACCAGACCGAUCCUGCCAUGAGAAAGAUGCUAACACAGCUGUAUUUUUAUAUCAUGCCUGUAUUUAAUGUGGAUGGAUAUCAUUUUAGCUGGACAAAUGAUCGAUUUUGGAGAAAAACAAGAUCAAAGAACACAAGGUUUCGGUGUCAUGGUGUUGAUGCUAAUCGCAACUGGAAAGUGAAAUGGUGUGAUGAAGGUGCUUCAUUUCACCCAUGCGAUGACACCUACUGUGGUCCCUUUCCUGAGUCAGAGCCUGAAGUAAAGGCUGUUGCUCAUUUUCUCCGCAAACAUCGGAAACAAAUAAAAGCCUAUUUGUCCUUCCAUGCAUACGCACAGAUGCUGCUGUACCCUUACUCUUACAAAUAUGCAACUAUUCCAAACUUCAGCUGUGUGGAAUCAGCAGCCUAUAAUGCUGUUAACGCUCUUCAGUCAGCCUAUGGUAUACGAUACAGAUACGGUCCUGCCUCUAGCACUUUGUAUGUGAGUUCUGGUAGCUCUAUGGACUGGGCCUACAAAAAUGGCAUCCCCUAUGCAUUUGCAUUUGAGCUGCGUGACACCGGCCAUUUUGGAUUUUUACUUCCCGAGACGCUGAUCAAACCAACCUGCACGGAGACCAUGCUUGCAGUUAAAAAUAUAACUCUUCAUCUGCUGAAGAAAUGUCAUUGA